AUAAUGGAACUAAACUAAUCAUAUGACUAGUUUUCGUCACGUCUUGCUUUGAUAUUGAUUUGUGUCUUGGUCUCGAUUCUCUUCGCAUAGGUUUUGUGUGUUACAUUAGAAAUGGCGAGUCAGACACAGGGAAUCCAACAACUCUUGGCUGCUGAGAAACGCGCGGCUGAGAAGGUUUCAGAGGCAAGGAAGCGAAAAGCGAAACGCCUAAAGCAAGCCAAGGAGGAGGCCCAAGAUGAGGUCGAGAAGUACAGACAGGAACGUGAGCGACAGUUCAAAGAGUUUGAGGCCAAGCACAUGGGCACAAGGGAAGGUGUUGCUGCUAAAAUCGACGCAGAGACAAGGGUUAAGAUUGAUGAGAUGAACAAAAUGGUUCAAACACAACAAGAAGUGGUGAUCAAAGACAUCCUCAACUUAGUCUACGACAUCAAACCGGAGCUGCACGUCAACUACCGCUUCGAUUAAGAAUGUUACGCAUAAAUUAUUUACUAUUCGCAUAUUAAAUCUGCGAAAAUACCGAUUAUAGUUCUAAUUGUUAUUAUUAUUCUGUUUAUAAUCUGUAGCCACUAGGGACGCGUGCAAAUGUCUUAAGUGACGGUUCAAUGCGCGGGAAAUAAAAUGCGUGGAAAACAAGAUGGUUGCCAUUGCUGUAAAUACAUGAAAUAGCUUGUAUUGCCAGUUAUUUAUAUAAUAUUUAAACCUUCAAAUAUAAAAACAGCUCGAUAUCAUUCCAUUAAUGUCGAAGGGUCCGCUUGAGAACACGAAAAAAAAACUUGUAUUUUAAAAAUUGUAUGUCAUUCAAUGUUGUAUGUUGAAUAGAAAUAUAUGGAGUUUUAAAAAGAAUAUUGUUUUUAAUUAAUCUUGUUACCGUAGUCUGUCUGUACAGUAUUAAAGUAUAUUGGUGAUUUAAAA
Messenger RNA from Melitaea cinxia (Glanville fritillary), 912 nucleotides. It is a transcript of the gene Vha13, whose product is annotated as V-type proton ATPase subunit G. Gene Ontology annotation, biological process: proton transmembrane transport. The transcript is spliced from 4 exons. Gene Ontology annotation, cellular component: vacuolar proton-transporting V-type ATPase complex. Lineage: Eukaryota; Metazoa; Arthropoda; Insecta; Lepidoptera; Nymphalidae. The record is from RefSeq and is a predicted model, not a curated record. Gene Ontology annotation, molecular function: proton-transporting ATPase activity, rotational mechanism. Bases 112 to 465 code for a protein of 117 amino acids.